Molecule: messenger RNA, 4045 nt
Organism: Galendromus occidentalis (western predatory mite)
Lineage: Eukaryota; Metazoa; Arthropoda; Arachnida; Mesostigmata; Phytoseiidae
Gene: fliI
Product: FLII actin remodeling protein
Exons: 15
Coding region: 167-3925 (1252 amino acids)
Biological process (GO): actin filament severing; barbed-end actin filament capping; actin polymerization or depolymerization
Cellular component (GO): nucleus; actin cytoskeleton; cytoplasm
Molecular function (GO): phosphatidylinositol-4,5-bisphosphate binding; actin filament binding
Source: RefSeq, a predicted model, not a curated record
ACAUAGACUUGAUAUGCGCGGACUCAGAUGAUGACCUGAGAACGACGAACAAUACCCCAGAGAGAGAUCCGAGGGGCCGAGUUCUGAGGGACCGCUAAAAGUCUGUCAACUGCGCUCGCCACAACCGCAACAACAAAAUACAGGGCCGCAGAACAACAGAAUACUAAUGUCGGCAGCACGAACCGGACUUCUUCCUUUUGUGAGAGGAAUCGACCUCGCGCGGAAUGAUUUGCAGGAAGAUAACUUCCCUCGAACUGUGGCUGAAAUGGUGGGUCUGCGAUGGCUUCGUUUAGACAGAACGAACCUGGAUGGGUUCCCAGAUGAGAUGUCAAGACUGCAAAAGCUGGAGAGUCUCCACCUGCAAAGGAACAAUCUGAGCUCAAUUUUCGGAGCGAUCCCGACGAUGAAAAAUCUGAGAUACCUCAACUGCCAUCACAACAAACUGACAUCUGUACCGCCGGACUUGGGCUUAUUGGAAGAACUUACAGUUCUCGAUUUGAGCCACAAUGAUCUCCGUGAAGUGCCAGAGAACUUGGAGAAAGCCGUCUACUUGACCGUUCUCAACCUCUCUUAUAACCGGAUCGAGUCGAUUCCGCAGCACCUGUUUUUGAAUCUUCUCGAUCUGGUCUAUCUAGAUAUGAGCGGCAAUCAACUAGAAACACUUCCUCCACAAAUGCGGAGAUUGGUAUUCUUGGAAACGCUGCUCCUCAAUGACAGCCCGAAGCUUGGAAACUAUCAGUUGAAACAACUUCAUGCACUGACAUCAUUGAGGACCUUGCACGUCGGGAACGCUGCUCGCACAUUAACGAAUACCCCUCUGGCCUUGGACAUGACAAGCCUUCUAUCAGAUAUCGAUUUUUCAUCUAAUAACUUACCCCGCGUACCCGAUAUGCUGUACGCACUCAAAACGCUCCGCCGACUGAACCUCAGCGAUAACUGCAUAACGGAGCUCUCCCCGGAAAUCGGCGAUUCUUGGAAGUUGCUAGAGACCCUGAACGUGUCGAGAAACAAACUCGUGGCUCUCCCCAGCUCUCUCUGCAAGUGUAGUCAGCUGCGGCGUCUGUAUGUAAAUGACAAUCGCAUCGACUUCGACGGAAUUCCGUCGGGCAUCGGAAAACUGCACAACCUCCAGGUCUUCCAAGCCGCCAAUAACAACCUCGAAAUGAUUCCCGAGGGGGUCGUGAGAUGUGGUCGACUGAAGAAGCUCGUUCUUGCCAAUAAUAGAUUGAUUACGGUUCCUGAAGCCAUCCAUCUUCUCACUGAUCUCGAAGUCCUGGAUUUAUCGAACAACCCGGAUCUCAUGAUGCCGCCGAAGCCUCAACAAACAUUCAAUGGAUCCGCUGAAUACUACAACAUCGAUUUCUCUCUCCAGACACAGAUGCGCUUAGCUGGUGCUCAACUUCCCGCGCAGCUACCUCCCCUCGCCCCGACGAAGGACCCCAUCGCUCGGAAACAGCGUCUGCGCCGUCGGAGAGGCUGCGACGAAGAAACGGACGACACCGAAAAAGUUCUGAAAGGGAUGAAAGAAUUGGCGACUCGGAAAAAUGUCAAUGGAUCACAGCCAGACACCCCCAUCUCUUUGAAACCGAAAAAUUGGGAAGAUGCCCUCGAGAAACCUCCGAUCGAUUACAGCGAAUUAUUUGAAGAAGACGUGGGCCAGAUGCCGGGCGUUUUCGUCUGGGAAAUCGAUAAUUUGCUGCCUGUGCCUCUGGAUGACGACUAUAUCGGAAAGUUCUUCGAAGGCGAUUGCUAUAUUGUGAUGCUCACUUAUCUUGACGAGGCUCAGAAUCUCGCGUGGAAAAUCCACUAUUGGAUCGGCAGGGAGUGCGCUCUGGAUAAGCAAGCUUGCUCGGCGAUACAUGCCGUGAAUCUGCGCAAUUUUCUGGGGGCCCGUUGUCGGACCGUGCGCAACGAGCAAGGUGAUGAAUCAGACGAAUUCCUUGAAUUCUUCCCAGAAGGUGUCGAAUACUUGACAGGAGGACGCACACAGUCCGGUUUAUAUUCCGUCGAGGAAAUUGAAUAUGCCACGAAACUGUAUCGAAUUUCUGCGAACCAUGCCGCGGUACACGUGGAGAACGUGGAGCCUUGUGUAGAGAGUCUUGAUAGCAGUCACGUCUUCGUGCUAGAUGGCGGACUUAAAAUUUUCGUCUGGAGUGGCCGCAACUCCAAGUGCACUGUUUCGCAGAAAGGUCGACUGCUAGCAGAAAAAAUCAACAAAAUUGAGCGAAAAGAUAAUGCAGAGAUAUUUGACAUGCAUCAGGGCAAAGAACCAGUCGACUUCUGGUCCCUUCUUGGAGUCAAGCACGAAAAUGAAGAGGAGUUGAAACAUAUCGUCAUACCGAAGAAUAGAGUUCCCGCCGAUUGGAAGCCCAAGGACCCAAGACUGUAUCAGGUCCACCUGCGACCUGGUUACCUCGAACUACCUCAAGUUGAAUUGAAAGAGGGCAAACUUGUCAAAGAACUCCUAGAAACGGAAAAAGUCUACAUCCUGGAUUGUUUCACCGACGUGUAUAUAUGGUGGGGAAAAAAAUCCACAAAGCUGGUCAAAUCUGCCUCAAUGAAACUUGGACAAGAAUUGCUCGGCAUGAUGCCAAGACCUCAGCACGUGACCCUUGUGAGGACUCUCGAAGGGAACGAGCCGAUGGUCUUCAAAUCGAAGUUUGUUGGCUGGGAUGACGUGAUCGCAGUCGACUUCACUAGGACAGCCACUUCAGUUGCUCGAACCGGCGCGGACCUGAAGAAAUGGAUGACGACUCAAGAAACUAAAGUCGACCUCGCGGCACUCUUCAGUCCUCGUCAAAUACUUCCCACUGCGGAAGAGACAGAGAAGUUCAUGGAGACGAUCAACGAAGACUUGGACGUCAUGGAGUGCUUUGUGCUCGAAGGGAAGAAGUUCGUCAAACUUCCCGAGGAGGAAUUCGGUCAUUUUUAUUCUCAGGAUUGCUACGUGUUCAUGUGUAGAUAUUGGAUCCUGCCGGAGAACGCCACUGCCACCGGUUCAGACGACCAUCCUGACAGCGUGUGUGAUGAGGAUGCAGAUGAGGACUUCAAGUGCGUUGUGUACUUCUGGCAAGGAAGAGACGCCUCGAACAUGGGGUGGCUGACCUUCACAUUCUCGUUACACCGUCGCUUCGAGCAACUAUUCGGUGACAAGCUAGACGUACAGCGAACAUAUCAGCAACAAGAGACCGACAGAUUUCUGGCACACUUUCGGAAGAAUUUCGUCAUUCACACUGGAAGCCGAAAAGACAAGUCCAAGCCUCUUAAUGCGCUAUAUCACAUCAGGGCGAACGGCUCACCAAUAUUCACCCGCUGCAUUCAAAUAGAAGCCUCGGCCGAGAAUUUGAAUUCAGCAUUCUGCUACAUCCUGAGAGUUCCCUUCAACAAUGAAGACGCGGGAGUUCUCUAUGUAUGGAUGGGAAAAAAAGCCCCGCCUGAUCUCAUCGACACAGCCAAUGAAAUCGCACCCAAACUGUGCGGAAGCGCCAACUAUGGGAUCAGUCAUCUAAACGAAGGCGACGAACCCGAUAAUUUCUUCUGGGUCGCGCUCGGAGGCCGGAAGGAUUACUUCACGGACGCCAGCUUCAUGAGCCAUUUACGACUCUUCCGGUGCUCCAAUGACAAGGGCUACUUCUCGGUGACUGAAAAAUGCAUCGAUUUCUGCCAGGAUGAUCUUGCCGAUGAAGACAUUAUGAUCCUCGAUGAAGGCGAGGACGUUUUCAUAUGGGUGGGGUCGAAGUGCUCCGAAGUCGAGAUCAAACUCGCCCUCAAGAGUGCACAGGUCUACGUCCAGAGUAUGCGCGCGAAAAACCCCGAGCAGCCUCGCAAGCUGAAGCUCACAUUAAAAGGAAAGGAGAGUCGCCGUUUCAAGAAGUGUUUCCACGGAUGGGGUAAAUUCAAGCAGGUCGCCGAAUGGAGUGGUUGAGGAAUGCUCCCAGACUUGCAAUAGGUCGACAUCGGAUCAUCGGCCCAGAUUUCAAUGCCGCCGAUUGAGCCAGAAUGCUUUUGGAGUUUAGGAUACCGGAGUCGGUGCGUGUCCGCCGGG